Messenger RNA from Solea senegalensis (Senegalese sole), 4891 nucleotides. RefSeq names its product apolipoprotein L, 1 (gene apol1). Gene Ontology annotation, biological process: lipid transport; lipoprotein metabolic process. Bases 192 to 3371 code for a protein of 1059 amino acids. Gene Ontology annotation, cellular component: extracellular region; membrane. The transcript is spliced from 37 exons. Gene Ontology annotation, molecular function: lipid binding. The record is from RefSeq and is a predicted model, not a curated record. Lineage: Eukaryota; Metazoa; Chordata; Actinopteri; Pleuronectiformes; Soleidae.
AGAAGAGACCGAAGAGUAGAGGGAGGUUCUUCAACUCCACAUCCAACAAACGUCAGUAUCGACACAGGGACAAUGGCGAGGACGUAAAUAAACUCACUGCUGGACAUUUUAAACAUUUACCGCUGGGGAUUUUAAUCCACUAACGACUGUUCACAGCGUUAUCGCUUAACUGUGAUCAAAGACACGCGGAGAUGAAUCGAUACGAUAACCUGGAGUUGGAUUUGGAGUGUGAAGGAGGAGGAAGCGUUGAACAAAAAGCAGCGUUAUUUGGUGGGAUGUUCAAAAGAUCGUCUAAAUCUGUGGAACCAUUAAUCCAAGCACAGGACAAUUUAUCAGCCAGUGGUGAACUUUCAAAGAGCAAUGACAGUCUGAAUGACAACAACAGCAAGGAAAAAGGAGGUGGACUGAAAGGAAUGUUUAAGAAGACGAACAAAUCUGCCAAAGAGGCUCCUCCACAGGUCACCAUGUCAGUAAAAAAUCCUCAACUCUCAGCCAGUAGUGACAGUUUAUCAGACAAGUCAUCAAAGGACAAAACAGGAGUUUUUGGAGGAAUUCUAAAAGCGUCUCAUAAACCAGGACAUGUCCGCAGGCCUUCACAGGAUCUUUUGGACAGUGAGCUCUCGGGCAGUAAUGGAGGUCUGUCUGAAAAUGCCAACACCAAGGAGUCAGGCGGGUUGUUCAGUGGGAUGUUUAAAAAAUCUCCAAAGCCAAUUGGUGCCAGGACACAAUCCCAGGAGGAUUUGACUGCACCAAGCAAGCUCUCAGGCAGCAACGACAAUCUUUCUGAAGCUGGCAGCACUAAGGAGUCAGGUGGGAUUUUCAGUGGGAUGUUUAAAAAACCACAGAAGGCCUUUGGAGCGAGGACACAAUCCCAGGAGGAUUUGACUGCACCAAGCGAGCUCUCGGGCAGCAGCGACAGUCUUUCUGUCACUGGCAGCACUAAGGAGUCAGGUGGGAUGUUCAGUGGACUAUUUAAAAAAUCCCCAAAGAGAACACAGUCCCAGGAUGAUUUGUCUGCACCCGAUGAACUCUCAGGCAGCAACGACAAUCUCGCAGAGAGCAAUGCAAAGGAGAAAGGAGGACUUCUAAGUGGAGUGUUCAAGAAAAAAGGUGCCAGAUCUCAGUCUCGGGAUAAUUUGUCUGUGGAUGUUGAACUCUUUGGCAGCAGCGAAAGCCUCACAGAAAAGUCUUCAAAGGGUGGAGUCUCUGCAAAGAUCCUGAAGAAUCCUUUCACAUCCUCAUCUCAGGAGAAGGAGAAGUUGGAACACUCUGGAGACUCGCAGGAGAAUACAUCUUCCUCAGAGAAGCCCAAAAGCAAACAGAAUGGUUUCAGUGCAAUGAUGAAGAGCACGUUCUACACUGACAAACAGGAGAAGAGCAGAGACACAGAUGAUGAGGAGUUACUGGACAACGGGGAGGAACAGACGAGUCACAAACAGAAUAAAUUUGCUGAGGCUAUGACAAAGCUGAAUCCAUUUAGAACGGCAAGCAAAAACGAGAAGCCGGCGAGUUCUGAUGAUGAGGAUCCACCUGCGGGUAGUGAUAAGUCGUCGGGGAACAAACAGAACACCAAGACUGGAGCUAUGUCCAAACUGAAUUUGUUCAACACAGGAAAUAAAAAAGACUCUGAAGACACAGAAAUGCUCAAGGAGAGCGAGAAACAAGUGGAAGAGAAGCCGAAACCGGUCAGAAGAAAAAAGAUCCAGCAAGAAAUGGAGGAAAAGAAAGAAUGGAGCAAAAUGCCGCUGGUCCCACCCAGACCUUCUAAAGAGGAGAUGAAGAGGACAUCCGCAUACGACAAAGUGAAACCAAGAGGAACUGAGGAUAAUCAGGACACACCUGUCAUUCCUCCAAGACCAUCAAAGGAGGAGAUGGUCAAAGCAGUGAGACAUGGUCAGCUGAAGCUGAAGAGCAAACAUCAGAGCCAAUCAGAUGACGAACUUCUUAAAGAAGAUGAAUCUGCUGAGGUCAAAGAGGCAGAUGAGGUGAACCUUGCAGAGAGCAAAGCAACCAAGGUGAAAAAACACAGGCACAACCCAUUUAUGUCUCGUCCUGCAGCCAAGGCUGCGUCUGAUGAUGAAGAGCUUAAAGAAGAAGCUGAUUCUUUAGCCAAAGAGGAAAACACAGAUGACGAGGCCAAGGAGAAAAAAGAGACCAAAGUCAAGAAACCAAAGCGACACAAUCCCUUCAUGCCACGGGUCAAGGCCAAAGUCAAACAGAGGAAUGACGACGUUGCAGAGAAUGAAGGUGGAAACAGGUCAUUGUUUGACCGGCUGGAGGACCUACGCAUUGACCCAUCAGAGCCUGAAGACAGCCAGGAUGUGGAGAAUCUCAUGGAGUGGUGGAACACGGUGGAACAAUGGGAAGACAUGCCGCCUCAGGAUGAAGACUUGACGGAAAAAGAAGAGGCCAAGGCUUUUGCGUUGACAGCUGAUAAGGUACAGAAGGGAAUUCGCGUCUUCAACAAACUGUUCUCAGAGCGCGCUGAGAGUCUCUGGCAGCACGUCAUCGACCUCAACGGUAUUGCCGAUGGUUUGGACAAGUUCAACAAGAACACAAAAAUCGCCCAGAUCACAGGCGGCUCCACCAGUGCCAUUGGGGGCGUUGCCACCAUCGCUGGCCUCGCUUUGGCCCCAGUCACCAUGGGAACCUCAUUGAUUGUGACGGCAGUGGGACUCGGCGUCGCCGCGGCUGGUGGACUGACAUCAGCAGGUGCCGGCAUCUCCAACCAGGUCAACAACUCAAUGGACCGUAAGAAGGUGGAGAAGAUCGUGGAGGACUACCAGGAGAAGAUGGUGGACUUGAACAAGUGCCUGAAAUUUAUCAAGCAAGGAAUUGAAAACUUGCGCAAAUUUGACCUGAUGAAGAUGAAAAAUCAUGCCUACAAUCGUGACUUCCCUGUGCUGAGUAGUAGUUUCUAUGAGGACGGCGCCAUGGCAGGAAAAGCUAUCCUCAUCAAUGCCAAUGAGAUCAUGCGUGUGGUUCAGAUUGCGAACGUGGCCGGCAGCACAGCAGCCAGAGCGGUCCAGAUCGCCAGUAUGGCCACCGGAGUACUCACUGGCCUCUUUGUAGGUAUGGACAUCUACUUUGUGGCUAAAGACUCGAAGGAACUCAAAAAAGGGGCCAAGUCUGAGUUUGCUGCCAAAAUCAGGGAAGUAGCAACACAACUACAUGAUGGUCUGGUGGAGCUCAAUUCCAUACGAGAGGAACUGCAGGCCACCACGCCAGAAGAAGGCACAGACCAGAACAAUGCUGCUUUUGACAAAGACAAGAAAGAGAAGGACUAUAGAUAUGAUAGUUCUGAGGAAGAUGAAAUUGACCGCAUCAAAAAAGCAAUCAAAAAGGACAUUGAAAACCGAGAAUAUGUUUGACUUCAAAACUUCAAACCAGUUCCCCAUGCAAGAGUUAUUUUAUAGCACUAGCUCAAAACUACACUCAUGAAAUACACAGUUUCUGGGAAAAAUCUAAAUAUUCUUUUGGGAAAUGACCGUCUUAUCAACAUUUACCUUCAUGGGAGGAACUGAGGAUUUAUGGUUGAUAAAGUUUCAUAUCUGCUUUUCAGGCAGUUGUGCCAAUGUGUGAAACUGCCGUUUAGUCUUUUCUUCAAGUGUAUUUUGUAUGCUCAUUUUUAUUCAUUAAAGACAUAGGUGUAGUAUUUUAAGUAUUUUUCAGAAUUAUUAAUAAUUUAAACUUUAGAGUCUUAUCGUCUCAAUGCCUGAUAUGGAAAAACUGGAGCUUUUACUGACUUUAAAGAUUGUGUAUACUCAUUGGGAGUAGUGCCUUUAUUACUAAUAAUGCCUUAAAAAUACACUGUGAUGUUUUGUUAAGUUAUUUUUUGGGGGUGUGGGGCCUGCAAUAAAACCAUUUCCCCUAUCAUGGGCUUCUUGUUUUAGGUCUGAUGUGGGAUGGUUUAUAAUUCAACUGGAUUUGUUUAACCUGGUGACAAUGGUCCAGUAAUAAGCUUUGUGUUAAAGCUGCUGGGCAAGAAUGUACUGUAGAUUUGCUUUUUGUUUUUUUUUGUGUUGCUUUUAAGGAUAGAACAAAGACAACAUUUAGUUGAGCGACAAUAGUUGGAUUAUAUCGGCUCAUAAGAUGUUUAGAGUUAAAGAUAGUGAGACAAGCUAAUGUAAAAUUUAGCAAACUAUUUUCCACCAUAAACAAAUUAAGGCAUGUCUAAACUAGUAAAGAUUGUCUUUAUUGAUAAAAGUCAUUAUUGUUAACAUUAAUCUACAUAUAGUAGUUUAAUCCAUGAAGAACUAUGUAUGUUUCAGGGUUGGUAAUGUUCCUGCAGUUCAAAGUCAAAAGUAGCUAACCUAGCCACCUGUUGGCUAACUGCCAACUGGUUAUUUAGUAAAAUGUAACCUUAGUCUGAAAAGGCUUAUUAUCACUUAACAUUCUUGUUUAACAGCAUUUUGAUCAAAUUUGUCAACCAUAAUAUUCUGUAUGUAAAUCUUGACUCCGGACCUGGCCAUAUUAGCAGGCUAACGUUAGCUUUAUUUCAUGACUAACCACUACAUCAUGAGAAUAUUCUGUGGAUCAACCUGUUUUAACUCAUAUUUUGUGUGUACAAGUGGAAAUGAACUUCUUGAUGAGCAGUGGAUUCAGUGGCAUCAUUGGUUGUCAAUCUAAUCCUUGGACGUAUUAGUCACUUUUUCAUGGUUUUCACAAGACAAUUGUUGAAUAAUUGUGAUGCCACUGGACGACUCACUUAAAAUUUUAAAAGAUUGUUUUAGAACUUACGACUGUCACUUAUUUGAUAAACUACAUAUUUAUUAGACCUUUUGGGGGGUUGAUCUGGUUAUUGGUGAUACCUUUUUGGUGCAAUAUAUUGUAGAUCUUCUUGUGUAAUAAAUGUAAAUGUAAAAAUUGUCAUUAAAAAAAAACAGUGAAA